CUUAAAACUGAAACAACACUGACGAAUAACAAUCUGGAAGGUUUUUAGAUAACAAUAAGCUUAUGUAUUUCUGAGUAGUGCAAAGACGAAAGUGAAACAGUUGCUACUCUCAGACAUAAAAAGAAGUGCAAUGGCCGAAUUUUUACCAACUUCACCAAGACAGAACUGGAGACAACGUAUGGAUAAACCACCAGCUCUGUCAUCCUCCACUGGUCCUCUAGCUGAGGAGCUUCAGUGCUUUAUAUGUCUGGAUGUGUUCACUGAUCCAGUCAGCACUUCAUGUGGACACAACUUCUGUAAGAGCUGCUUGAACCAGUGCUGGAACAGCAGUCUGGAGUGCAAGUGUCCAUACUGUAAAGAAACAUUCAGUAAAAGACCCAACCUCAAGACCAACACAGCACUUAGAGAGGUUGCACAAAUAUUUGAGAAAAAGUUGAGUCUGAGAAACUUUGUUCUCUGUGAUAUUUGCAACGACGUAAAGCUGAAAGCCCUGAAGUCCUGUCUGGUGUGUCAGACCUCGUACUGUGAAACCCAUCUGGAGCCUCAUCAGAGAGUCCUGAGCUUAAAGAAACACAAACUGAUGGACCCUGUGGGGAAUAUAAAGGACUAUAUAUGCCAGAAACACGAGAGACCUCUGGAGCUGUUCUGUAGAGAUGAUCAGACGUAUGUGUGUGUGUUUUGCACUGAUGGAGACCACAAGACUCACAACACUGUUCCUCUAGAGGUGGAGAGUAAAAAUAUGAAGGCUCAGCUGGCGAAGACACAGAAAGACAUGCAGCAAAUGAUGCAGGACAGAAUUAGGAAGAUUCUAGACAUCAAACACACAGCAGAACUCAGAAAAAAAAGCACAGAGCGAAAGAAAGCAGCCAGUUUUGAGCUCUUCAGCGAUCUGAUGCGCUCCAUUGAGAGAUGUCAGGCCGAGCUGCUGGAGAUGAUGGAGGAGAAGCAGAAAGCAGCAGAGACACAUGAUGAAGAGCUCAUUCAAGAGCUGCAGCAGGAACUCACUGAGCUCAAGAUGAGAAACACUGAGCUGGAUCGUCUCUUACACACUGAGGAUCACCUCCAGCUCCUACAGAUCGAUCCAUCCCUGUACAGUCCUCCACACACCAGGAGCUGGCCUGAGAUCAGUUUGAACACUGAUGUGAGUGUGGAGACUCUGAGGAGAGCUCUGACUCAACUUCAGGAAACUCUAGACGAGAAACUCAGUCAAACUGUUAUGAAGUGGAUGCAGCAUCAUGCAGUGGAUGUGACUCUGGAUCCUGAUACAGCUCAUCCAUAUCUCAUCCUGUCUGAUGAUGGGAAACAAGUGAGACAUGGAGACAUUAAACAGAAGCUCCCAAACAACCCAGAGAGGUUUGAUUACAGUGCCUCUGUCCUAGGAAAAGAGGGAUUCUCCUCAGGGAGAUAUUAUUUUGAGGUUCAAGUGAAAGGAAAGACGGGCUGGACUUUAGGAGUGGCCAGAGAAUCUAUUAACAGGAAGGGGCCGAUCGCAAUGCGCCCUCAGUGUGGAUGCUGGGCAAUUUGGCUGAGGAAUGGGAAUGAAUAUUGGGCUUGUGCUGGUCCUCUUGUCUCUCUGUCUCUGAGAGUGAAGCCGCAGAAGGUGGGGGUGUUUGUGGAUUAUGAAGAGGGUCUGGUCUCCUUCUAUGAUGUGGAGUCCAGAUCUCAUAUUUACUCUUUCACUGGUCAGUCUUUCACUGAUGUACUCUAUCCAUAUUUUUGUCCCUUUCCUAAUGAUAAAGAUAAAAAUUCAGCACCGCUGAUCAUCUCACCUGUUAAUUAUAAUGAAUGAAUGUACAACCCAGAUAUGAUAUUUCAAGGAAAAUGAAGCAUAGACAUGUUAAUCUAAAAAAAUAUAUAUAUAUAAAAAAUGGGUCCUAUAUAUUGAACAUCUUUUAACUUGAGUGCCUUGUUGAUAAAAUAACAUAUUUUGUGUAAAACGCAACAAGAACAUAAGCGCAACUAUAAAAUAAGCAUGUUUUAUAUAAAAAUACUUUCUAGCACAAAACAAGUUCUUUGUGAAUGGGCCCUAUUACUUCUUUGGCUCUGUUUAGAACCAUUUCUGUUGGUGGAGGCUUUGGGCAGUGCAAAAUAAAUAGAUUGACUACACUUUAUCUGUCAAGAUCAGGUCAAUAAACUUCCAUUAAUUCACCACCAGAGUUCAUCAUCCACAAUACAGACUCUCACGCUACACAGUACACCCUGGACUACAUUUCCCAUGCCCCAUUGCACCAAUAAUAUCACAUUCACCUGAUAACAAGUGAACACACAGCUGCCACCAUUUACACACACACACACACACACACACACACACACACACACAGCACAAUCAUUAGACACGCUUUAUAAACAUUGCACUUCCUCUCACACAUGGCCGAGUAUUGUUCUGCGUAUAUCCCUCUCCUAGUGAUAGCUGUGAUACAAAAGCCUUUCCGUGUUAGUUCUCUUAGACUUUUAUUAGUUUCUAGUUUUUGUAGUCUUGUUUCAAUUCCUUGUUUUCAUAGUCUUGUCUCUGUUUCUAAUUUUCAUAGUCUUGUUUCAGUUUCUAUUUUUCAUAGUUUAAUCUUUUUCUUGCCUUGCUGUUACUCGUGUUUUGACCCUUUUGCUCAGGAUAAUGGUUUACCCCUGGAUAAGCCCUCUGGAUAUUGUUUGCUUAUUCUUAUUCUUAGUUCUAUUUUAUUUUAUUCUCUAUUAUGUUUGUAUUAUGUGUAUUGUCCCUGCUGUACGUGUGCAUGUGAAACGCAAGCGACAAUAUUUCCCUAGGGGGAUAAUAAAGUAAAUCAAGUCUCUGUCCAGUAAAA
Molecule: messenger RNA, 2798 nt
Organism: Carassius auratus (goldfish)
Lineage: Eukaryota; Metazoa; Chordata; Actinopteri; Cypriniformes; Cyprinidae
Product: E3 ubiquitin-protein ligase TRIM39-like
Exons: 8
Coding region: 131-1789 (552 amino acids)
Molecular function (GO): zinc ion binding; protein binding
Source: RefSeq, a predicted model, not a curated record